Molecule: messenger RNA, 2138 nt
Organism: Pungitius pungitius (ninespine stickleback)
Lineage: Eukaryota; Metazoa; Chordata; Actinopteri; Perciformes; Gasterosteidae
Gene: pax8
Product: paired box 8
Exons: 11
Coding region: 1-1212 (403 amino acids)
Biological process (GO): regulation of transcription by RNA polymerase II; anatomical structure development
Molecular function (GO): DNA-binding transcription factor activity, RNA polymerase II-specific; RNA polymerase II cis-regulatory region sequence-specific DNA binding
Source: RefSeq, a predicted model, not a curated record
AUGAUACGCCUCAAUGUCGAACACCUGACCAGGCUCAAGAGUCACCAGUGUGAGUACAGCUCGGUCACGUCGGUGCUACAGCAGCACGGUCAUGGGGGUCUUAACCAACUAGGUGGAAUGUUUGUUAAUGGACGUCCACUCCCGGAGGUGAUCCGGCAACGCAUCGUGGACAUGGCCCACCAGGGGGUCCGGCCCUGUGACAUCUCCCGCCAGCUCCGAGUCAGCCACGGCUGCGUCAGCAAGAUCUUGGGCCGUUACUACGAGACGGGCAGCAUCAAACCCGGCGUGAUCGGCGGCUCCAAGCCCAAAGUGGCCACCCCGAAGGUUGUGGAUAAAAUCGCAGAGUACAAGAGGCAGAAUCCCACCAUGUUCGCCUGGGAAAUUCGGGACAGGCUGCUGUCGGAGGGGGUGUGUGACAGCGACACGGUGCCCAGCGUGAGCUCCAUUAACAGAAUCAUUCGAACAAAGGUCCAACAGCCGUUCAAUCUGCCUCUGGAUGGAAAAGGCCUGAGUCCAGGACACACGUUGAUCCCGAGUUCCGCGGUCACCCCUCCCGAGUCCCCACACUCGGACUCUUUGGGCUCCACCUACUCCAUUAGCGGCUUGUUGGGAAUCCCCCAACCCAGCGCCGAGGGCAAGAGGAGCCACGAUGACAGUGAUCAGGAGAGCUGUCGGCACAGCGUGGACUCUCAGGGUAGCGGAGGCGUCCCCAGGAAACAAAUGAGGAUGGAUCACUUUUCUGCAGCCACCCCACAUCUGGACUGCGGGUUCGAUCGUCACCAGUAUCCCCCGGACUCAUUCGGCUCCGCCUCCGGCAGCAAGACGGAGCAGACUUUGUACCCGCUGUCCCUCAUCAACGGCAGCCUGGACGAGGCCAAGGCCAGCCUCUCAACAUCCGGCUCCGCCAUUGGACGCAACCUUACGGCGCACCAGAGCUACGCCAUGGUGACCGGGCGUGACAUGGUGAGCUCCACCUUGCCGGGCUACCCACCACACAUCCCCUCCCCGGCCCAGUCAGGAUACUCCUCCUCUGCCAUCACGGGCAUGGUAGCAGCGGGCACAGACUACUCGGGUCAGACCUACAGCCAUUCGCCCUACACAUACAGUGAAGCCUGGAGGUUCACCAACUCCAGCAUACUGGGUUCGCCCUAUUACUACAGCACCGCCUCCCGCACCGCUCCGCCGCCCGCGGCCGCCUACGACCACCUCUAGUCCCGUCGGCCGCGCGCGACCCGACCCCCCCCUCCCACCUGGACCAAUCGACUGGGGAGCCCGAACAUCAGCUGACACUUUGAUGGAGGACCAAUGCGUGAAUGAUGUCAGAGCAGGAUGUGAACUCGAUACUCUGCCGACGAACCCAGUCAACACGUUUUUUGUAGUUGUUGUUUCAUUUUUACCACACUUACUGGUGUGUUUAUUUAUUCGUCAUCUCUGAUGCCGUUGCCCUGGGUGACUCUGACUCAUGCACGUUUACACAUUGCCCCAAAUCCCUUCCUGCCUUCUUCGGCCUCAAGGUGCAUCAUUUCAGUUUAGAGCUCUUCAAUGUUGUUUUGGCCAAAGACUUUUAUUUCCUCGCCCAUUUGCAACCUGACACCACGGAUCCAGUGAAUACGGAUAUGCAACUUCUUUAUACUGAACUAUGCCUGCGUUGGUUUACAAUGCUUUCUGUCUUAUUUUCACAAAUUGAUUCCUAUUUCCUCGAUCUGCGUCUGAUUGCUAAUAAAUUUGUAUGACUCGUUUUCACCGUCAAUUCCAGAUCUCAAGAACGUUUCCCGUAGUGGAAGUAAACUAAAGGGUGAGACAUUAUAUCACUAUUACAAAAAAAAUGCCCCCAUUCGCCCCUCAAAGACAAUUAAUAUAUUUGUCUAGCAAUAUGUACAUAUUGUAAAUGAUGAAUUAAUCACGGGAAAGUGAUGCAAUUUUACUCAGAGAAUGACUGAUGAGGGAGAAGGAUGAUGGUGAUUUGGCCACAAAAACCAACAAGGCUUGAAAUACGUUUGUUUUGCUUCGAAUACAUUUAGUUUGUUGUCAUGCUGAUGUUCUGAUGUUUGUUAAGAACUGUGACUAUUUUUUCUUAUACUGUUAUUAAUAUUAUUCCAGAUGUAAAUAAUGAAUUUCUAAAGAAUUAUUUUAAUUAA